Messenger RNA from Tetrahymena thermophila SB210, 1815 nucleotides. Its product is annotated as WD domain, G-beta repeat protein. The transcript has 3 exons. Gene Ontology annotation, molecular function: ubiquitin binding. NCBI's taxonomy places the organism in Eukaryota, Ciliophora, Oligohymenophorea, Hymenostomatida, Tetrahymenidae. Gene Ontology annotation, cellular component: cytoplasm; nucleus. Gene Ontology annotation, biological process: proteasome-mediated ubiquitin-dependent protein catabolic process; ubiquitin recycling. The record is from RefSeq and is a predicted model, not a curated record.
AUGUCAAUUUAAGAGUUUAAAUCAAAUUCAAAGACAAUAACUGUUAGAGAUAAGAAAAAAAGCGAUUCUUUUAUUGAUAUUGAAUCUCAAUAAAAGGAGAUAGUUAAAGAAAUUUAGGAGUAUGAUGAAAAUUUUUAUAAGGAAUUGCUAGAAAAUUUAGAUGAUAAGAUUCCAAAGAUUAAUUGUGAUAAAGGAUUUUAGCAUGGUAUAGUCAACAGAGUAUGCACAAUUAAAACUUGCAACAAAAAAUUACUUUGCGAUGAGUGCCUAGAAACUGAUCAUGCUCCAAUUAAAAAGUAUGCUAAGAAGUUUUCUGAAUUUUUCAAAUUGAAAAAAGAAAAGAAAGUGAUUAAAGAAAAGUCAGUAUUGGACAUUGAGUUUUUCCUUCAGGAGAAAUAAUAAUUUAUGAAAAAGUUAGAUUUUGCAUUCAAUAUGGCAACUUAAACUGUUGAAAAAGAGUUUAGUAUACUUUAAGACAAUUUAAUUAACCUGAUUAAUGAAACUAAGAAAGAAGUUCUUGCUUUUAAAUAGAAAAAUUACAAUUUAUGCAAAGAAAUUUUAGACUCUCUUUAGCCACAACUAGAUGAUAUUUAUUUUGAUAUUGAAAAAGAGAUGGUAAACGUAGUAAAAGUAAAAGAUUUCGAUGAAAUGAAUGUAAUUAUUAAAAAAGUAGUUGAUUUUCCAGAUAAAUAAAAAAUUGAGCAACUUACAAAUGACUUUCGUCUUAUUUCUUUCUACAUUAAAGAGUUUGAAAGUGAAACUAGCUUACUAAUAUUAAAAUAAAUAUCACCAAAAAUAGAAACAUUCAUGAGCGAACAACUUGUAAAAGUCUCAAACGAAUCAGAAGCAAAGAGAGUUUUAGUUGAGGAAAAUGGAGCCGAAGAUUACAAUAGGGUUUCUAUUUGGAAUUCUAAAAGUGUUGUUAAUUACAGGAGUAUAUAAAGAAUUGAUUAAGAUCCUAUUCUGUGUGCUUGCGAAGUUGAUUCUUAAACAAUAGCAUUUGGUACAGGAUCUCCAGGAAAUAAUGUUCUCAUUUUUGAUAGAGCUACAAACCAAUUUAUUGAUGAAUUUUAGGCUCAUGAGGGCUCUGUAAUGUCAAUUAUACACUAUCACGAUAGUAUUAUUAUAACAGGAGGUAGUGAUGGUGUAGUAAAGUUUUGGGAUAUCAGCGACUCAGAGAACUUUAAGACUUUCUAAGCCCAUAAUGAAAUAUUGAUGUGUGUAUGCAAGAUUUCAAAUAAAUUAUUUGCUACGUGUUCAUUUGAUAAUACAAUUAAGGUUUGGCACUACGAAUCUGCCUCUCAGUCACCUGAUGGAACGCUUGUGGGUCAUACGGACGGUGUAUUUUAUAUAACUCUGCUGAGCGAAUAAGACAACCUCUUAAUGAGCUCAUCAGCAGAUUACAAUAUAAAAAUUUGGAACUUAAAUCGCUUGGAAUGCUAUGGUACUUUAAAGGGGCAUAAUAACUAAGUAAAUACACUGGAAAAAUACAAAGAAGAUUAUAUAUUAAGUGCUGGUGAUGAUUGUAUAAUAAUUAUGUGGAAUUGGAAGACAUUUGAUAAAGUAUUUAAAAUGGAUAUAGUGCCUUUCUCUAUAUGGAGUAUUAAGUUAAUGAACGACAACAAUUCUUUAAUUGUAUGUGGAGAAGAUUUAAGCAUUUUUAUAGUAAAUUUAGACACAAACACAGCUUCCACAAAGCUUUUUGGUCAUAAAAGCUUUCCACGUUCGAUUUUAUAGCUUAAAUCUGGUACUUUAAUAACAUUUGGGUAUGAUUGUUCAAUAAAGUUUUGGAGGUCAAAAAACACCUAUGAAUGA